This is a messenger RNA of Brenthis ino (lesser marbled fritillary), 699 nucleotides long. The record is from the annotation of a GenBank genome assembly. Lineage: Eukaryota; Metazoa; Arthropoda; Insecta; Lepidoptera; Nymphalidae.
AUGCGACCAGAAGAGAUUGAGAGCAUAUUGAAGCGGUUAGAAAAUGGUGAAAUUUCCGAAGACGAUUCCACCGACAAUGAAAAUGACAUAGACUAUUAUUCGAGCCAAAGAGAUCGUCUGAUGGAGCUAGAAGAUGAAGAGGAUGUAGGUAAUUUUCCCACUGACCCAAACUUGGAUGCAGAUCCACCUGCAGCAAACGUAGAUACCGACAUGCAACAUAAUUUAGAGACUGUUGAACGAAGCCCAACUCCUACAACCAGCAGCCAGAACAACCUGCAAACCGCACCUUUCAACUCUAGAAACUUAGUGUGGAGAACAAAGAAUAUGGACAUAGUCCAAAAAGCUUUCCAGUUUGCUGGAAACACUGAGUAUUCACAAGAAAUUAUGAACUUAGACACUCCUUUUCAGUUUUUUUCUUAUUUUUUCGGUGAAGAAAUUUUGAGAUUUCUAGUGAACGAGUCAAAUAAAUAUGCCUUCCAAAAGAAUCCCAACUUUACAGAACCUGUAUUGUCUUGGAACAGUACAGAGAAACAGGCUUGGAAAGUCGUGCAAGUCGCCGGAGAAACGGGAAAUUAUGAAGUCUACCGUACCCAGAGGAACAUAUCACGAAAAUGUGGCCUCUCACGAAGGCUACGAAUUUUCGGCCACAUGUUGGAAAGACAACAAACAAGUACUAUUACUUUCCACGUAUGUUGGCGC